Messenger RNA from Ziziphus jujuba (common jujube), 1662 nucleotides. Its product is annotated as serine/threonine-protein phosphatase PP-X isozyme 2. NCBI's taxonomy places the organism in Eukaryota, Viridiplantae, Streptophyta, Magnoliopsida, Rosales, Rhamnaceae. The transcript is spliced from 8 exons. Gene Ontology annotation, biological process: peptidyl-serine dephosphorylation; double-strand break repair via homologous recombination. The record is from RefSeq and is a predicted model, not a curated record. Gene Ontology annotation, cellular component: cytoplasm; nucleus. Gene Ontology annotation, molecular function: protein serine/threonine phosphatase activity. Bases 256 to 1173 code for a protein of 305 amino acids.
CCUCGCAAUGGGCAGAGAGCCCACAAAAAGGAUUGAGCCCCUGUAAUAUAAUAAUAAAUAAUAAUAAUAAUAAUUAUUAUUAUUAGUAGACUAAACGUUGGAGCGGAGAGAGAGAGAGAUUCAUUCAUAGACAGAGAAGGAGAGGAAAGAGAGAGAGAGAGAGAGAGAGGGGCUCAAAUCGACCGGCGGUUUGGGUCUGGGUCUGGGUCUGAGAGAGAAAGAGAAAGAGGGGUAGAGAGAGAGAGAGAGAGAGAGAUGUCAGACCUAGACAGGCAAAUAGAGCAGCUGAAAAAAUGCGAGCCUCUCAAGGAGUCCGAAGUGAAAGCUCUAUGCCUCAAAGCCAUGGAAAUCCUCGUCGAAGAGAGCAACGUCCAAAGGGUCGAUGCCCCUGUCACUAUAUGUGGUGACAUCCACGGGCAGUUUUAUGACAUGAAGGAGCUUUUCAAAGUAGGAGGUGAUUGCCCAAAGACUAACUACUUGUUCCUUGGAGAUUUUGUUGACAGAGGAUUUUACUCUGUUGAGACAUUUCUACUUCUACUUGCCCUUAAGGUGAGAUAUCCUGAUCGGAUUACCCUUAUCAGAGGCAAUCAUGAGAGUCGUCAGAUUACACAGGUAUAUGGAUUCUAUGAUGAGUGCCUACGUAAAUAUGGCUCUGUGAAUGUUUGGAGAUAUUGCACCGAUAUAUUUGAUUACUUAAGUCUCUCUGCUCUCAUUGAGAACAAAAUUUUUAGUGUCCAUGGUGGUCUCUCUCCUGCCAUUUCUACAUUGGAUCAGAUACGAACAAUUGAUCGGAAGCAAGAAGUACCUCAUGAUGGUGCUAUGUGCGACCUCCUGUGGUCAGAUCCUGAAGACGUAGUGGAUGGUUGGGGUUUGAGUCCACGUGGUGCUGGUUUCUUAUUUGGCGGCAGUGUUGUUACUACAUUUAACCACUCAAACAACAUUGACUAUAUAUGUCGUGCUCAUCAGUUGGUAAUGGAAGGAUAUAAAUGGAUGUUCAAUAAUCAGAUAGUUACAGUAUGGUCAGCUCCAAAUUAUUGUUAUAGAUGUGGUAAUGUAGCUGCAAUCCUCGAGCUGGAUGAAAAUCUUAAUAAGCAAUUUCGUGUUUUUGAUGCAGCUCCACAGGAAUCACGGGGAGCGCCUGCCAAAAAGCCUGCUCCAGAUUACUUUCUAUGAGACUGAUUGAGUAAAAAUUUGCAGUUUGUUGUCCAACAUGCUUGAAUUGAUGAACAACAUAUACAGCCACACGAUGGGAAUGGUAUUGUGUGACACAAAAAGCCAAAGAAGGGGUAGGCUUCUCAAUGAUCGGUUCUUCAGGUGACCAGCGAGAGUUGUACUUUCCUGUUCGUGAUCAGUUUGGAUAGUGGGGUUUGCUUUUCUUAGUUGCCUUCUACCGUUGUUGAUGUUUAUUUAUAAAAGCAGUGUGCAAUACUGUUUGUUAUGCUAUAUAGAAUCCUCAUCCCUAUUCAUGUUAGAUUGGAAAGGCAGGUGGGCUUUUAGUAAUUUAAGUCUUUCUUUUCAUCUAUAGGAUUAUGAAAAGAAAACGUUGGGAAUGGAUUAGGAAAAGACAUGAAGGGAAUUAUUGAAUCAUGGAAAAGAAAAAACCGCUCAUAUUGGGUCUCUUUACCCUCUUGGGCAAUAAAAAGUUCUUCAUUAUUUAUCUCA